Molecule: messenger RNA, 1037 nt
Organism: Sitophilus oryzae (rice weevil)
Lineage: Eukaryota; Metazoa; Arthropoda; Insecta; Coleoptera; Curculionidae
Product: coatomer subunit epsilon-like
Exons: 4
Coding region: 67-978 (303 amino acids)
Biological process (GO): intra-Golgi vesicle-mediated transport; endoplasmic reticulum to Golgi vesicle-mediated transport; retrograde vesicle-mediated transport, Golgi to endoplasmic reticulum
Cellular component (GO): COPI vesicle coat
Molecular function (GO): protein binding; structural molecule activity
Source: RefSeq, a predicted model, not a curated record
CCUAACUUUUCAUCCUUUUGACGUUUAUGUUUUGGGCCACGUAAAUAUUUUUAAAAUAGGAUUGAAAUGGCCCCACACCAAGAAAUAGACGAGCUCUUUGAUGUAAAAGUUCAUUUUUACAUUGGAAAUUAUCAGCAGUGCAUUAACGAGGCUGCCAAAAUACGAAAGCCAUCGUCUCCCGAGAUAGCUAUUCAGCGAGAUAUCUUUACUUAUCGGUCUUACAUCGCUCAGAAUAAGUUUCUUGUAGUUUUGGAUGAAAUCAAUCCUAAUUCACCCUCAGAAAUUCAACCUUUGAAGAUUCUUGCCGAAUAUCUGCAUGGAAAAUCGAACAAAUCGACACUACUGGAUCAACUAAACCAGAAAAUUGACACGACCGCUCAUAACGAAACGUUGGUUAUCGUUGCUGGAACCAUUUUUAUCAACGAAGGCAAUUUUGAUGGGGCCUAUAGAUAUUUACAUGCUUCAGAAAGCUUGGAAUGUAUGGCUCUGAUAAUUGAAAUCUUACUAAAGUUGGACAGGAUCGAUUUGGCGUUGAAAAAACUGAAAGAAAUGCAAGAAAAAGACGAUGAUGCUAUUUUAACUCAACUGGCACAAGCUUGGGUUCAUAGUUCUAUGGGAGGUGAAAAACUACAAGAUGCCUAUUAUAUCUAUCAGGAACUGGUUGAUAAAUAUGGUUCAACGCCUCUUUUACUGAAUGGUCAAGCUGUAACUUUUCUGGGACAAGGGAAAUAUGAAGAAGCUGAAGCAGCACUUCAGGAAGCUUUAACCAAAGACUCUAAGAAUGCAGAUACUUUAAUAAACCUCAUUACAUUGCAAAGGCAUUUGGAAAAAGGACCUGAAUUUGCAAAUAGGUAUUUGUCACAGUUGAAAGAUGCCCAUCCAGAACAUGCCUUUAUAAAGGACUUAAAGCAAAAAGAGAGUGAUUUUGCAAGGAUAUGUCAACAGUAUGGGCCAUCCAACACAGCCAUUCCUGCUUAGAGUUAAGAUUUUUGUUAAUGUAUUAUUAAAAUAAAAUUGUAUCUACUUUGUAAUAAAAA